AUGGUAUCCAGGAUUUCGUCUUUGACAACGUCCAGUCCUCCAACAUCUUCCCAUUUAACGUCUGGAAUUCUUGGAGCUCCGAUCAGAUCACUGAACUUGUUUCUUGCACUGUUGAUGGCUUUCUCGAAAUCUUCUGACCCAAGCUUCACCUUCCCUCCGUCAAAUGCGAGGACUUGCUCCCACGGAAUGGAAAGAUCCACUGACAAAUCUUCAAGUCUAUCGAUGGCUGUUUUCUUCGCAUUUUCAACUAUCGACAUCAGAUCGUUGGCUGUCAGUCCUGCACUCUGGAGAGACAAUGUGUCUAAAGAAACGUCUUGA
Molecule: messenger RNA, 318 nt
Organism: Ogataea philodendri
Lineage: Eukaryota; Fungi; Ascomycota; Pichiomycetes; Pichiales; Pichiaceae
Exons: 1
Coding region: 1-318 (105 amino acids)
Source: RefSeq, a predicted model, not a curated record